AGUACGGAUCUAAUGAAUUUCCCAAUCAUCGUAUCCUCACCUAGUGGGCUUGACCUCUCCUUUCGCGUAGUGAAUUUCUCCAGAACCCCGCGCGAUUCACAGGAGCCGUCCGCAUAGCAGCCGCGUUCGCGAUAACGGAGGAACCGCUACCCUUGUCAGUUGUUCAAUCCUGCUAACAGGUUUUCUGCCUGUUGCCUACAUAUAAUUCUUCCCAUUCGAAGCAGUCGUCGCCAUGGCGGCGUUCGACGCCACCACGGAGGAGGCGCUAUCCUUUUGAGUCCUUCGAUCAGGCUUACUAGAUCUGCUGACAAAACCUGCCGACUGCUUACUGAUUAUCUGACUCUCAGCGAAGCGCGGUCGUCGCCAUGGCUGCGUUCGACGCCAUCACGGAGGAGCCGCCGCCCAGCCGCCACUGGGACGACCCGGAUUUCGAGUCCUUCCCGCCAAAGCACGGCUCCGCCGCUCCGUUCCGCUUCGAAUGGCUGUGGCGUGAGCCCUGUGCAUCAGCGCUGUUGCAGCGCCUCUCACUCUCUCCGCCUCCCAUGACCUCCGACACCAUUGGCAGCAGCACCACUACUGGCAGCAGCACCACUACUGGCAGCAGCAGAGGUGAUAAAGGCGUGGUUGAUGGCGGUGGUGGCGGUAAGGAGGAGAGUGUAUCAGUGAGGCUGCUACUGGUGGCGGCAUCACCUGCCAGCGGCGACCUCAUCGCCCAUGCUAUGGCUUCCCUGCAGGGUAAUGGUGCUAUCACGGUGCCUCUCUCUGACGCACAUGCUGCUGCUGAUGCUGCUGCCCGCGCUGCCGUGGCGGGCAUUGACAAUGAAAAGAAUGCUGCUUUUAGGUUGGCUGCUCGGAUUCACUAUGGAAGCAGCAGCAAUGACAUCAGCAGCAGUGGCAUUGAUGGGAGAAGGUGAGGGACUUGGAAGAGAGAGUCUCGCAAUAGGGGGUUUUCCAAGAGGGCUUUGCAAGGGAGGGUUUUGGAAGUAGGGUUUUGGAAGUCGGGUUUGAAGUAGGGUUUUGGAAGUAGUGGUUUGAAGUAGGCGUUUGGAAGUAGGGGCUUGAAGUAGGGGUUUGGAAGUAGGGGCUUGAAGUAGGCGUUUGGAAGUAGGGGCUUGAAGUAGGGGGUUGGAAGAAGGGUUUCUGGAAGUAAGGGUCUUGAGAGGGUCUGGAAACUUGUUGGGUUUCUGGUAGUGCGGGGGGUGUCGGCUGCUGCAAUUCACCCCUCCAAGUGUGCUCAGUGACGCUCCAAGUAUGCCCAAGGCACGUAGGGCAGAGCUCUAUAUGCAAGAGUACGACACACAGGUCAAGAUUUUGCAGAGUUCUUUUGAGAGUUCCCAAACUUUUGCAGGGUGUUUUUUAUCAUUCUCAAAUACACCCUGCAAAACAAGUAUGACACACAGGUCAAGUUCGAAUGGCUAGUGAGAUCCUUCCUCCUGUCGUACGCGUUGUUGUUCCUUCAUUUGUCAUAGUCCCCCAUUGCUAUCCCCCAGUGACCACCAUGCUGCCAAGUCACUAUCAGAUCACCCUGCCUUGUGUCUUGUUGAUGUAUCUUUCACAUAUGCCACACAUGGCGAUGCUCAUGUGGCACAUGGGCUGUGGCUGUGGGGUAGCGUUCAUGGAUUCGUUCGUGCAUACCAUGUGAUGGGCGCCACGUGAUGCAUGGCAUAUGACAUGUGGUGCAUGGGACAUGGAAA
Closterium sp. NIES-67 is the source of this 1694-nucleotide messenger RNA. Lineage: Eukaryota; Viridiplantae; Streptophyta; Zygnematophyceae; Desmidiales; Closteriaceae. The record is from the annotation of a GenBank genome assembly.